This is a messenger RNA of Penicillium pulvis, 1773 nucleotides long. RefSeq lists its product as uncharacterized. Bases 1 to 1773 code for a protein of 590 amino acids. The transcript has 5 exons. NCBI's taxonomy places the organism in Eukaryota, Fungi, Ascomycota, Eurotiomycetes, Eurotiales, Aspergillaceae. The record is from RefSeq and is a predicted model, not a curated record.
AUGACGACCAAUAUAUCGAUGACGGGCGCGAAUAGUGGGAUGCAGGUGGCUCUCAACUCUGGCCAGAUGAAUCAGUAUUUUUCUCCUCCAGAACGCGCACACACACCACCUGAACCUCUUUCCACGGUGCCAUUUUCUCGAAAUCCGGACUUUGUUGACCCCCCAGAUGCGAGGCUGGCUCUGGUCGGGAUGGGUGGAGUCGGGAAGUCGCAAUUGGUAAUCGAAUACUGCUACCGCACUCGUGUGACGUCGCCUGAAACAUGGGUUUUUUGGGUUCACGCCAGCAACGCCGCCCGAUUCGAGCAGGAUUAUCGCAAGAUAGCUGAACAAGCCAAGAUUACCAGAGUAGGGAACCUAGUCCUUGAUAACCUCGAUGACAAUCGAUUUCUAUACGAGCCUCAAUACUUGGAGGGCGGGCAAGGAGGUGCAAAGAUGCCGCCCAUAGAAUACCUGCCGCACAGUGCCAAUGGGUGUAUAAUGAUCACAACCCGUGAUCGUCGUGUGGCUCUUGACUUUGUGACUGACAGUUGUAUUGUUCAAAUUGAUCCGAUGACUCAACCUGAUGCAGUAUCUCUGCUUGAGAUAAUGCUUGGAGAACAAGGCAAAGAGCCUAACAGGACGGAUGUCUUAAAACUAGCUGAAACGCUUGAAUACAUGCCUCUCGCUAUUGAGCAAGCUGCAGCAUACAUCAGGCGGCAGUUUCCGCUUUACUCGAUCCAGCAGUAUCUCAGAGACUUCGGAAGGAAUGAUGGUGAGAGACUAAAGCUUCUUGCACAUGAAGCCGGUCGCCAUUACCGUGACUGGGAAGCCAAAAAUUCCAUCUUAGUAACCUGGCAAUUAUCCUUUGACCAAAUCCGAGCCGAGAACCCCUCAGCGGCGGAUUUACUUUCCCUCAUGAGCUUCUUUGACAGACAGGCAAUUCCAGAGUCAUUACUUCACAUCCAGUCGACUGAACAUGAUAAAUUUAGCAUGGACGACAGCCCGAUCUCGACUUCAAAUAAAGACGAGACCUGCUUUGAAGUUCGAACGCCCAUUAGAGGUCGAGUCCGGCAAGCUUUGCAUGAUCAUUUCAACUGGCUGCGACCGUCAUUCUGGACAGCUGGGGCCCGUUCUCAGGACCACCAAAAUCCAGAGCCCGCUGAAGUAGGAACACUUCUUGAAGACACUAUCCUGGAGCAUACCAUCAAGUCUAGGGAGAACACGCUAAGAGAUGACAUUUUGAUAUUGAGAGAUUAUUCACUUCUGUCUAUCACCCCAGACCACACCCUCUUUGAGAUGCACAGGAUAGUGCAGCUGGCAACACGAAAAUGGCUAGAGGCUCACGGACAAACCGAGAAGUGGUUGAAAACAUUCAUCCGCCGUCUUGCAAAUGCCAUUCCAAAGGAAGUGGAUGAGCAGAGUCGGGUAGUAUGCCUGUCUCUUUUCCCCCAUAUUGAAUCGGCACUAAUGCAUCGGACCUCAUCAAAUGAGGUCAUGAUUGAUAGAGGAUCCCUCCUUUUUGAAACAACGGUGCAUUUGACUGCGGUAGUAUCUCCAAGAGCGAUGCUGGCGAUAUCCCUUGCUUCGAUGGAGGCAUUCGAGCAAUGCUUAGGCACAGAGAACUACAUGACCAUAUAUAGUGCCAUGUACACCGGGAUUGCCUAUCUGCAGCUUGCCAGAUAUCCGGAUGCAGAAGCGAUAUUCGAAAAAGUAAUUGAAGUCGAGGAAAGGCUCGGCCGGAUAGAUGAUUAUUGUUCACACACCGCUAUGAACAAUCUUAUCUGCGUGUAUUAA